AUGGCUGAUUUCUAUGAACCAACGUUGUUAUUCAGACAAAACGCAAUUAAAAGAUUUAGUCCCAAUUUAUCGCCAAUAUCGAGUGUCGAAAGUCUCAUGUCAACUAUGAAGACGGAUCUGGUGGAAUGUUCAGCAUCUACUAUAAACUCUUUCAGGGCCAAGAACUCGUCACGGUCGUCUUGGUUACUCAACUUCAAUAAUCCAAAAGAUACCGAGAUUUUGAAUAAAUCUUGCUCAUUAGAUCAAACUAAUAUAAGGUCAAAUUACUGGAAAAUCCCCGAUGAUAAUAUGAAUUUAACCUCAAUGUGCAUAAGUAAGGAAGUCUUGACCCCUUCAAAUAAUCCAUUGCUUGCAAUAGCUUCAGGGAAUAUAGAAAAUAACUUGUUUAUUUACGAAUUGAAUACAAGAUCCAACCAUUUGAUACAUCACUCUACCAUUAGUUUGUCGAAUAUACAUAAUAUGAAGUGGAUCAAUAGAAAAUCUUGUGACAAGAACCACAUUAUAACUGGAAACAACAAAGGCUAUGCUCAUCUAGUCUCUAUCCCAAAAAUCAUUUACUCAGAGGAUUCAUGCAGCAGUAGCAGUAUCAGUAGCAGUAGCAGUAGCAGUGACGAUGAUCUAUAUUCUGCUGAAAUAUGCAAAAGAUUCAACCACAGAAAAUACAUCAAGGACAAGAAAUCAAUUAGUAUCAAUACCCCUAUUUCCAAACUAGAUGUCUUCAACAACCACUUGGAAAUGAUCUCCAUAUAUAACGAUUAUUUGUUUCAUUGGGAUGUCAAAAACUCCGAGUCUCAACAAAGACCAACUCCACUAUCAAUAACUACUAUACACGGUAUAAAGAAUUUUGAUCUUUUAGAUUAUAACAACACUACUCUAAGUAUAUGCGGCAAAUUUGGAGUAUCUUUAUUCGAUAUAAGGCUUGCCAAAUUCAAUAUACCUAUGGCUUUGUCAACAACAUCAAACUUUCGCCAAUUAUCAGCAAACGUUGUCAAAUGGAACCCUUCAAAUGACAAUAUAUUAGCAGCUGGUCAUGGCGACGGUGUUGUGAGAUUAUGGGACAUUAGGAAACAGGAUUAUUUCGCUACUUUAACUGGUAAUCACAGUUCUAUCACUACACCUCAGCUGCGUGUAACAAGCAUAGAAUGGAGCCAAGGAGAUUUGAUUACUGGCGGUCACGAUGGGAAUAUUUUAUAUUGGGAUUUGACCUCAGAUAUCGAUGAUAUUAGCAAUGCAGGUCAUUUGAAUUGUGGGCUAAGAGAAGGCUUGAGCAGUGUUCAGUUUAACAAUGAGACAAAUAACUUGGAAAUUGAUGUCAAUCAAAGGCAAUGUGGUACCGUAUUGCCUGCAUCAAAUACUAACAUUGUUAGUAUGUGCUCGGUAGCUGUAAAUAACGGGCCAACUGAAGAUGAAGAAGUCAAGAUUUUAUCCAUUGAUGGAUCUUCCUUCUUAGGGGUUCAUUCUAGAGUCAAAGAAGCAAUUGAAUUAGAUUUCAGCUGUGAUAAACAGUAUUACACUGAAGAUGAUCUAAAUAAGCUUUUGAAAGAUGUACUGUUGGUGGAAAUGAGUAAUUUGGAUUCGUCUAUUGAAAGUUUGGUCGAGUUUGAAAAUGAAAAGCCUUUGGUUAUAUCGAGGAGGCCCACAAUAACAACUGCAGCAGCAACAACUGAAGCAACAACAACUGCAGCAGCAACAACUGCAGCAGCAACAACUGCAGCAACAGCAACAGCAUCAACAAUAACGACAGCAGCGGCAACGACAGCAGCGGCAACGACAGCAGCGGCAACGACAGCAGCGGCAACGACAACAGCAACAACAACAACAGCAACAACAACGACAACAGCUGCAACAGCUGCAACAAUAACGACACCAGCUGCAACAGCUGCAACAACAACAACAUCAGCUGAAGCUGCAGCAGCUAACGAUUUAAUGAGUAAUAAUAUAACAGAAUAUAACACUAGCAAUAGUUUUGAAGCAAACUCGUCAUCAGCUUUAUUUCUAUCCACCACGAUGGCAACACCAAGGUUCAAUCAUGAUUCUAUUGAAAUAAUAUCAUUAGAUGAUUUUGAUUUUACUUUAAAUAAUAACAACACUUCCCAAUCAGAUGUAUCUACCAAUGGGUUACCACAAGAUUCGCCAAUGAAUGAAUCAAUGGAUUCGCUAUCAACUAUGGCAACAAUUAUUGAUGAGAAUAAUUUCUUACUAGAUAUGGGGAAAAUUAUAAAUAACGAGCAGAUUUUAUGA
Molecule: messenger RNA, 2241 nt
Organism: Lodderomyces oxycetoniae
Lineage: Eukaryota; Fungi; Ascomycota; Pichiomycetes; Serinales; Debaryomycetaceae
Gene: DSE1
Product: Dse1p
Exons: 1
Coding region: 1-2241 (746 amino acids)
Biological process (GO): regulation of DNA-templated transcription; chromatin remodeling
Cellular component (GO): cytoplasm; nucleus; Rpd3L complex
Molecular function (GO): nucleosome binding; histone binding
Source: RefSeq, a predicted model, not a curated record